Messenger RNA from Trematosphaeria pertusa, 1355 nucleotides. RefSeq lists its product as uncharacterized. The record is from RefSeq and is a predicted model, not a curated record. Lineage: Eukaryota; Fungi; Ascomycota; Dothideomycetes; Pleosporales; Trematosphaeriaceae. Bases 326 to 1294 code for a protein of 322 amino acids. The transcript is spliced from 4 exons.
AGCUAUUGUGACCUUCCCGACAAUGGUACCCGGCUAGGCCUGGGCAUGGCGAGAGAUUUCCUCUUCCUCGACUCAUCUCCCGUCCUCUUUUCCUAUUCUCCAUCGUUCUUCCUAUUGUCCAUCUUUUCGUCUAUUGAUACUAUUGUCGAGCGAGGAGACUUGCUGCCCCGCGGCGUGGGGUUCUCCCUUCUUCAACCCUCCAUCCUUUUCUUCCUACCUCUGCUCUUGAUACUCAACGCUCGACGCGCUCUUGACUGCCGGCCAGCUCACCUACCAAAUUCUACCAGCUCCUUCAGCAAUCCUACUUCCACUCAACAUCUCAGAAAUGGCCCUCCUUUCGGUCCACCAACUGGCCGGUCCAGGCUACAUAAUCCUCAAUGUCAUGCGCGCUCUGAACAUCAUCACCCUCUCGUCCGUCGUCGCAAGCAGCAUCGUCAUGCUGGUGAAGACGUUCAUCGUGUCCAAGUUCUUCUUCUUUGAUGCAACAAGCCACGUCGUUACCGGCCUCGUUGGCAUGUUCCUCGUCGUUUCUGAAUGCUCGCUCUUCCGCGGCUACUUUGCGCGAAACUGGCCCCUGCUCAGCCCCAGUCAUGGCUUCGUCGCUUUGGGAUGCGCCAUGAUGGUGCUUGGUCUAAACAUGCUCGGCAACAUGAACAAGGAGGCUACCAGCCAGGAGUCGCUGGGCAUGCCAUUUUGGCGAUUGCUUGUUGCUUCAGGCAUUCUGGCUAUCGUCAUUGGCUUCUUCAACGUUGUUGCUAGCUUCGUCUUUCGCGACAGGAAGCGUCACAUCACCGCGCGCAACGUUCGCUCUAAAGGUGCCAUCAGCCUCGCCGAAAGAUACGAUAUUGAAUGCGACCCCAAGCACAAAGCCUUCACCAUCAACACCCACUACACCGGCUCCACGUCCCGAACCGGCAGCCCAAUGCGAAUGGGUACGCCGCCUGUCGACAUGGGCUCCCCACAACACACUGUCUCCCCAACCAAAGGGAACCGCUUCUCGCAAUUUGACUUCAGCCCUCUGCGAGCGCUCCGCAACGCGCGGCAGUCCGUCCUGCCGUCCUAUCACAGCACUUCACCGACAAAGAAGAGAUCAUCGUCGAUCUACUCACGGUCAACAUCCGGCCACACGAAGCGCAGCUUUUGGCUAAAGCGACGAGACAGCGACGUCCCGCAUGUGCCGGAGAUCUCGGCGCCGUUGAACGUGAACCCGCAGUUUGCGCAUCUCGUGAAGCCGAAUCUGGCACAUCACCCGAGCCAACGAAGACCCGAAGCGGACAUCACGGACAAGAUCUAGGCGGGCGUCACGGAUGAGAGAGAAAGAUGAGGAGACAUGUAUACCACGUACCAUGAUGAUA